Molecule: messenger RNA, 1404 nt
Organism: Limulus polyphemus (Atlantic horseshoe crab)
Lineage: Eukaryota; Metazoa; Arthropoda; Merostomata; Xiphosura; Limulidae
Product: zinc finger protein 501-like
Exons: 3
Biological process (GO): regulation of transcription by RNA polymerase II
Cellular component (GO): nucleus
Molecular function (GO): RNA polymerase II transcription regulatory region sequence-specific DNA binding; DNA-binding transcription factor activity, RNA polymerase II-specific
Source: RefSeq, a predicted model, not a curated record
AUGGGGGCUGGAACGUCAACAUCACGAGAUAUAAAGACUGGUGCGACAGUCUGUUGUGGAAGUCAGUUUCCUGAAUCUCGUGUUUUAUUACAAGAAGAUCCCUUUACAAAAGUCAUCAACUCUCCAAAACCAAGUGAUAUAUGUGAAAAAAAUUUAAAUGUAAAUAACCUAAAACAAUCUGAUAUACACCAGGGUAUAGAUAAACCACACAGUCAGGUAAUCUGUGGAAAAGUAUCUGUAACGGUGGAUUAUGGAAAGCAAGAUACAAGGAUACAUUCUGAAGAGAAUCCAUAUCUUUGUAUAGUGUGUGGAAAGAAUUUUGGAAGAAACUAUAGCUUAAAAAUACAUGAGAGAAUACAUACUGGGGAGAAACCUUACAGUUGUACAGUUUGUGGAAAACUUUUUGUAACAAAUAGUAGCUUAAAAACACAUCAGAAAAUACAUACUGGGGAGAAACCUUACAGUUGUACACUUUGUACAAAACAUUUUCCAACAAAUAAUGAAUUAAAAAAGCAUGAAAGAAGACAUACUGGGGAGAAAUCUUACAGUUGUGUAGUUUGUGGAAAAUACUUUUUAACAAAUGAUGAAUUAAAAAUACAUCAAAGACGACAUACUGGAGAGAAACCUUACAGUUGUGCAAUUUGUGGAAAAGACUUUAUAAGAAAUUCUGAAUUAAAACUGCAUCACAAAAUACAUACUGGAGAGAAACCUUACAAUUGUACAGUUUGUGGAAAACAUUUCAGAAGAAAUUAUAGUUUAAAAAUACAUCAAAGAAUACACACCGGAGAGAAACCUUACAGUUGUAUAGUUUGUGGAAAACAGUUUGAAACAAGUGGUAGCUUAAAAACACAUCAGAGAAUACAUACUGGGGAGAAACCUUACAGUUGCACGGUUUGUGGAAAACACUUUAGAGCAAAUAGUAGUUUAAGAAAGCAUGAAAGAAUACACACUGUGGAGAAACCUUACAGUUGUGCAAUUUGUGAAAAAUACUUUAGGAAAAAUUCUGAAUUAAAACUGCAUCAAAGAAUACACACUGGAGAGAAACCUUACCAUUGUGAUGUUUGUGGAAAACAGUUUGGUUGUAACUCUAACUUAAAAUAUCAUCAAAGGAUACACACUGGGGAGAAACCUCACUGUUGUGGAAUUUGUGAAAAAUACUUUAGAACAAAUGCUGAAUUAAAACUGCAUCAAAGAACACACACUGGGGAGAAACCUUACUGUUGUGGAAUUUGUGGAAAAGACUUUAUAAGAAAUUCUAAAUUAAAACUGCAUCAAAGAAUACACACUGGGGAGAAACCAUAUAGUUGUGAUGUUUGUGGGAAACAUUUUGGAUGUAACUCUAACUUAAUAUAUCAUCAAAGGAUACACACUGGGGAGAAACCCUACUGUUGUGGAAUUUGUGGA